ACUUUUAUGUGAUAUUGGUUGACGACACAGUGCUGUUGCGUAUACUCGUAGGGAACUGGUGCUCAAUUGCCGGAUACAAUCACACAAAUGCGUCUACGGUGGGCUGUUUGAAAAAGGAGGAAAUCAAUUGAAGAGGCUCCAGUGCACGUAAACAUGCUUGCUAGUCGCUGUGCUCGUUACAUCAGUACAAACCACGUUCUCUGGCAGUCAAACACCAAAAAGUCCUUGUUGGCUGAGCUUCGCAAGAAAACUGGAUAUCCCUUUAUCAACUGUAAAAAAGCACUCGAGCUGCAUGACAACGAUUUGGCAAAGGCAGAGUCAUGGCUGAAGGAACAGGCACAAGCAUUAGGCUGGUCAAAAGCUGAAAAGCUGCAGGGCAGAUCAACCUCUCAGGGUCUUGUUGGUGUUAUUUUCAACCAAUUCCAUGGUGCACUAGUUGAGAUAAACUGCGAAACAGACUUUGUUGCUCGAAAUAAGGAAUUUCAUCAGCUGACUGAUACUGUUGCAUCAGCUGUUUUAAAACACACAAUCGCCACAGACUCAAAUGGCAUGUACAAUAGAACAGUUUUGGAUGCAGAUGCACUGAAAGCAUUGCAAGCUCUUGAUGGGAAAUCUGUGGCAGACCAUUCUGCUCUGGCCAUUGGUACUCUUGGAGAAAAUAUACUAGUCAGACGUGCGCUUUGUAUGUAUGUGCCACAAGAUACUGUUCUAUUUGGAUACUCGCAUCCAACACCAACAGAAUCUGGCUCAACUUCGUUUGGACGAUAUGGAGCUCUGGUAGCUUUCAAAACAACAGAUGAUAAAGAGACAAUUGGAAAGCAGUUGUGUCAGCAUAUAAUUGGUAUGAAUCCUACCAAGAUUGGUGAUCCAGAAAUUGAUGUGGAAAAAAGCGAGGACUCAGAUAAUGAAAAGAUACUUAUUCAUCAAGACUUUCUGUUUGAUUCAACCAUCACUGUACAGGAAUUAUUGGAAGAAACAAAUACGCAAAUCUUGGAUUUCGCGAGAUUUGAGAUGGGUGAAGUGGUAGAAGGACAACAGAGUUUAGAUGCUGUUGAAACUGGAGGUUAAAUAAAUUGUUAAAUAAAUUAUUUUUAUUAACUGGAGCCCAACAAUUUGUUAUGUAAAAUAAAUGAAUUGUUUGUGUAGCAUUUAAGUAUGCAUA
Molecule: messenger RNA, 1162 nt
Organism: Copidosoma floridanum
Lineage: Eukaryota; Metazoa; Arthropoda; Insecta; Hymenoptera; Encyrtidae
Gene: mEFTs
Product: elongation factor Ts, mitochondrial
Biological process (GO): mitochondrial translational elongation
Molecular function (GO): protein binding; translation elongation factor activity
Source: RefSeq, a predicted model, not a curated record